AUGGGUGUAACAUGUCCGACGAAGGAACUGGGCACCAAGUGCUUCGAAUGUGGAGAGCAUGGACACAUUGCUUCAAAGUGCUCGAAAAAAAAUAGUGACGCAAAGGACGCGGGUAGUGCAACGAAAAAUGUUUGCGUGGCGACGCACUCUUCGCGCAAGAAGUAUACGAAAGACGUAAUGAUUGACGGUAAAAGUACGACGGCGCUUAUUGACACGGGGAGCGAUAUUUCAUUAAUGCGCGCGGACGAAUAUGUAUGUAUGGGAUCACCGCGAUUCCGAUCGACUGAAGUUAAAUUUUCGGGAGUAGGAUCCGAAGGCAUUGCGGCGUUAGGAGAAUUCGAAGCUAAAAUCACGAUUGACGGACAUACCUAUCCGAUUCUUAUUCGAGUUGUCUCCGACACGAUUUAUUUUUGUUUCGCAAACAGUGACGAACUGCCAGUGCAAUUGACUUUACCGAGAGCGAUGCGAGAAGCAAAAAAUAGGCAGCAAUUGUCGUCGCUGGCAUUGCUGGGCCAAGAAUUUUGGCGAUAUCCAAUGGCAAAUCCGAAACCACCAGAAAGCAGCAGCAGCAAUACAUCUAGUCUAAGUAGUUUUCAUGGAGGUAAUAAUAACCAUCAUAUUAACAAUAAUAACAACGUGGAUACACCUACCACGGAGAGCAUAGUGCUUAACUUGGCUCCAAUAUCGUCUUAUAAUAUACAUACCCCCUCUCCAACGGAUACUGUUAACGCGAUUGCUUCGACAUUUGCAUCAUCGUUGCCGCGUCAGCCACGUCCAACUCCGCCAAAUACUCUCAAUCUGACAACUUUCAACGAACCUUUGAAUGAUACCAAAAAGGACCGAAUCUCGCCUCCAGGUGACAAACUAUCUCACAAACUAAUCUCGCCAAAUCUUGUGCAAAGUGUGCGUUGUCCUUCGCCAGUAGUGCACAACGUGGAAAAAAACGUAUUGAGUCCUCAAGAUAUGAGGAAUUUUGACACUCCAAAAAACGGUCUGGAUACGUUAAAAUUGACGACAGUUGAAUUUACCAAGAGUUCAGGAAAGUUCACGUCCAUCUCGAGUUUUCAUCAAAACAAUCUAUCGUGCGCCACAUCACCAGAAUUGGUAGAUAGGAAUAUCAUUGUCGAGAAUCAAGGAGCUAGGCAAAACAUGAAGACACCGCCGCCGCCGCCGCCAAGAUGGGCCAAACCCGGCAUUAAUCAGAAUCAGAACAAUUUUACCGUGACUACGACAGUAACAUUUAAUGUGAAUCAAGGCAACAGUUUGAACACUUCACAGCAAAACACACCGUCGGAUCCCAACACGUCACUGUUGAGUCCUCAAUCUAAUAAAUCUCUUAAUUCCAAUUUUUCUAUCAAAUCACCCCUUUCGCCUACCACUCCGGUUUUAUCCCCUACCUCAAAGCUGAUUCCAAAAAUACCCAACAUGCUCUCUCCAAAUACUCCUUCUAGCACCAGUAAAUCAAAAAGGCGGCGCGAUCGUGAGAACCGAAAAAACUCCCAACACUAUCAAGAAUCGGACAUUUUGGACUCGUAUUAUCGUAGUUCGCCGGCCGAUAAGAUUUCCGAUUACGAAGACAUCUGGAACACGACUGACCAAUCGACACAGUCGACCUGGAAUGAUAGAUUGAAAAAUAACAGGUUCGCUUACACCCCGCAAGAUUGUGUCAACAAUUCUAAUGACCAUCUGAUGAGUCCCAGAGAAUCCGAAAAGAGUCUUAUCAAUGAAAGGUUACCAGUAGGAGAACAGAUGGUUCUGAAGAAGGACAAAUUCAUCCUAAAAAAUGAUAAAAUGGGAUACAAAGAAAUGAUGAGUCCGGAACUUAGUAGUUUUAAACCUGUUCCGGAGAUGAAAAGUCCUGACCAGAACUCGUUCGAGGAGGCUGUGGGGAAAAGACCCGAUCUGCUAUCUAGAGUUUGCAGUGCCAACUCAUUGAAUAGUCCCAACACAAUGACGCCUCCAAGAAACAAAUUAGGUCUUGUUUUGGUGAAGUCGGAGAGCAAUAGUCCUCAGGCUUCUGAAUCUAAACAGAGUAGUCCUUUCUAUGCGGAACCAGCUGAUGCCAUUGUGCAAAACACCGUUAUUCCGAGAAGACGGCCAACCAAAAAUAAUCCAGCAAUGAACAAGUACCGGCACAGUGAACCAGGUUGGUUACAAACUUCGACAGGGAAUAAUACUAAUCAAUUGCAUCCUAUUGAUUGCUGGGAGGAGCCCUCUGAAGAGACCGAGGAUAAGACGCCAUUAAUCUCGUCGUCAGUCGACAACCUAACGAAAAGAUUAACUCAAACUAAGGAGAUAAAGAAGAUUUCUCGGGCGAAACCUGUUCAACCACCGAAGAUCAAGACCAAAGUAUUUAAUGACACUUCUUGGGCGGUAGAUUCUAGCUGGGAAUUUAUUGGAAAUGAGGUCGAAGAGCCAGAUUGCGAACCAGACUAUGACUGUGAUGCUGAUUAUAAUGAUGACAACGUCGCAAAAUUUCUAGGUAAUGAGGAAUGUAAUAGAAACAUUGUUGGAAACAUUCUGACUGUUCAGAAUAUUAUUUUGCAACGAUAUCCGGAAUUGUUAAAGCCAUCAGACACAUGUGAAUCGUUAUAUAGCGACCGAAACUCUUCGUAUGACAAUGUGGAAAAACGGAAUGGUGAGUGCGAAAACACUCUGGACCUACGAAAAGAUCGCAUUCACGAUCCUUCCGAAUGGGAAACCAUGCUAGAUACCGACGCAGAGAGUGAUAUAGAAAGGAUCAAACGAAGCAGAAGUUUUAAAGAACGCCUGGAUCCUCUUUUGUCACCACCGCGAGUGCAAGCGCUUGCAAAAAAUCGCGAUCAGCUAAAUGGGACUGGAGCGGCUAUUAGAGCUUACGCUCUUCAACUUGCGGCAGACAAGACUACAACUUUCUCGCAGAAUAUCGACAACUUUAUUCAAUGCACGCGAGAGAGCAAGGAAGCGAUCCCGCAUGUGGUGAUGCGCAACAUGCGGCAAUUCAUGUCGGGCAUGAAGAAUUAUUUGGUAAAACAUGGUGAGCGUGGAUUCGAGAGGGAAGUGGAAAAGGAACGAUUGAAAUUACGACCGAACGAAUUCCUUAAUCUUGACGCGAUUCUCGAGGAUGUAAUGAUGGGUUUGGUGGUACGGCCUCUCCGAGAACAUGUGUGCCGACUGUUUAUCGAGCAUUAUUUCGCCACCGGGGCGCUGCAGACUCUAACAGAGAACAUCCAGCAUGCCCAGGGCAAGACUAUUCACGAUCUCGGUGUGCAAUCGAAGAUUAUACCCCCUUCGGAAGAAAAUCUGGAGCGCAUUCUCAAAUGCAUCGAGCGAUUGCAGAGAGUCGAUUCUCCACUUGAGAAAUUAGAACAUCUAUUGGCUGCUAUCUCGACCAUCUUCAAUUCUGUGAAGCAAGCUAACUCAGGCAGACACGUUACGCUGGGCGCUGACGAUCUUUUACCGCUGGUAAUCUGGGUGUUGGUACGCGGUAAAAUAGUUGAUGCGGAGAUCGAAGCUGAGUAUAUGUGGGGUCUACUGCAUGCUUCCCUUUUAAGUGGCGAGGGUGGCUAUUACCUGACAACGUUGUCGAGCGCAGUACACGUUUUAAAGACUUUUAAAUCCAGUCAGAGCACCAUGACCACAUUAAAUGUAAGUAAUAAAUAUUGUUGA
Molecule: messenger RNA, 3648 nt
Organism: Wasmannia auropunctata (little fire ant)
Lineage: Eukaryota; Metazoa; Arthropoda; Insecta; Hymenoptera; Formicidae
Product: protein sprint-like
Exons: 11
Coding region: 1-3648 (1215 amino acids)
Biological process (GO): proteolysis; vesicle-mediated transport
Cellular component (GO): cytosol; endocytic vesicle
Molecular function (GO): guanyl-nucleotide exchange factor activity; aspartic-type endopeptidase activity; zinc ion binding
Source: RefSeq, a predicted model, not a curated record